AUGGUAUAAUCUCAGGGAUAGAAAAAUCAAUUAGUUAAUUUCAAGAAGUAUAUUAUGAUUUAUCUACUUAUAGUCUCCUUGACCUUAUGCUUGAGAUGAUGAGGAUGUAAACACUAAAAGCACAUUUUAUUGUUGACUAAUUCAAAAUAGAUCUAAAUUAAUGA
Messenger RNA from Paramecium octaurelia, 164 nucleotides. NCBI's taxonomy places the organism in Eukaryota, Ciliophora, Oligohymenophorea, Peniculida, Parameciidae. The record is from the annotation of a GenBank genome assembly.